Molecule: messenger RNA, 501 nt
Organism: Solanum pennellii
Lineage: Eukaryota; Viridiplantae; Streptophyta; Magnoliopsida; Solanales; Solanaceae
Exons: 2
Coding region: 1-501 (166 amino acids)
Source: RefSeq, a predicted model, not a curated record
AUGAACACAAGAAGUAAAGCCGUGAGACGAGUAGGAGAAGAGAUUGUGAAUGCUGGAGAUACUCCCCAAGGAAAUCGAGUUCCUCCUCAAGUGCAAACUCUUGCAAAUGAACAACUUCUGGGCAAUCCUCCGGCCAUGACGGAUGGUGAGGUGAGGGCAGUCUUGUUCCAAAUGGUCCAAGCCAUUACCACUCAAACUCAGGCCAUUAUGGCACAAGCUAACAGGGAGGUUGUUCCACGAGAGAAACAACACGCCAGUACUAUGGCUAGCCGUUUGAGAGAUUUUACGAGGAUAAAUCCUCCCAUAUAUGAAAAGAACCGUUAUGUAACGGGUGUGUAUGAAUAUCUUGAAGAAGAAUAUCAUGCAGCUAUGCUCCAUAACAAUAUGGAUCUUUCUAGGUUGAUGGUUCAUGCUCAACAAGUAGAGGAGAGUCGUCUAAGGAGGAGCAAUAGGGAAUCUAAGAAGGCAAGAAAUUUCAAAAGUGGUUCUUCCAAUAGUUAG